AUGGGAGACGAGAAAUCUAACAUACACCUCGAUGUGGUUGCUGACAUUAAGGAGGUUCUAGAUGUAAACAAUGUUUUGGUCAAAUCAUUCCGCAAUGCUAGGGCAGAGAUUGAAGCAAAUCCACGUGUAGAGAUUAAACUGAGGCUAAUUGGGAACAGAACUACUGACGCUAGAACGUAUAACUUACCGACAGCGUCAGAAGUCGCAGCCUUAAUCGUUGGUGAUCUAGAUCCAUCAAUAGGCAAUCGGGACAUUCUGGUUGAGUCAAAGAGUGGUUUACUAAAACGUAUAAGUGAGUUGAAUCCAUGUUACUUACCAAUGCAAUAUCCUCUCUUAUUCCCUUAUGGCGAGGACGGGUAUAGAGAGGACAUUCAGUUUGCGGGGACAUCUAAUCGUCCUCAGGGUGGCAGGCACCGUGUAUCUCCUAGAAAAUACUUCGCAUUUCGAAUCCAUGAAUGGACAACGAAAGUAUCAACUAUACUUUACUCCAGGAGAUUGUUUCAACCGUUCUUAGUAGAUGCGUAUACAAUGGUUGAAUCUGGGAGGCUAAUCUACAUUAGGACCAACCAGAACGCACUAAGGUGGGAGGCUUACAAAGGACUCUCAGAUGCACUGACAAGGGGAGAGGUUGAUCCUAGCACUUUUGGGAAACGUAUAAUUUUACCAUCUAGCUUUACAGGUGGGGCUAGGUACAUGGUACAAAAUUAUCAAGAUGCGGUGGCCAUUUGUAGGUGGAUAGGUUAUCCGAAUCUUUUCAUUACAUUUACAUGUAAUCCAAAGUGGCUAGAAAUUCAAUGGUAUGUUGUCAAGCGAAACUUAAAGGCAGAAGAUAGACCUGAUAUUGUGUGCCGAAUAUUUAAAAUGAAAUUGGAUUGCCUAAUAAAAGAGUUCAAAUCUAGAGGGAUAUUUGGUGUAGUUAGAACAGUCAUAUACACUAUUGAAUUUCAAAAACUGGGCCUUCCUCAUGCACACAUCUUGCUCUUUUUGGCGAGAGAUGAGGUCAACAGUGCAGCUAGCUUCAUGGACACUAUCAUAUCAGCUGAAAUCCCAUACAAGGAACGUGACAGAGAAUAUUACAAUGUUGUUGAAGAAUUCAUGAUUCAUGGACCAUGUGGGGCUGCACGGAAAAAAUUACCUUGCAUGGUCAAUGGGCGUUGUUCUAAGCAUUUCCCAAAAAGAUUUGUUGAAUGUUCAAGUUUAGAUGAAGAUGGCUACCCAAUUUAUAGGCGACGUGAUGAUGCUGAAUUCUAUAGAAGUACUGUGGAUACAGAUGGGAACGAAGUAGUAGAUGAGAUAAAUAUGUACUACGACUGUCGCUAUGUUUCUGCAUGUGAAGCGACAUGGCGCCUACUCAGAUUUGACGUUCAGUAUAGGACACCACCGGUUGAAAGGUUAAGCUUCUAUCUGCCGGAUUGUCAGUCCGUAGUGUUCAAUGACGACGAUAGCGUUACAGAAGUUUUGAACAGGCACACUGUCGGGCAAAGUAUGUUUUUAGGAUGGUUCGAAGCAAAUAAAACAUAUGGGGAUGCCAAGGUGUUGACUUACAUUGAGAUGCCAAAUAAGUUUGUAUGGAAGAAGGAUAUUCGAGAGUGGCAUCCUAGGAAAAGGGGAUUUUCAAUCGGUCGUAUUUUUUAUGUUCCUCCUGGGUGUGGUGAAAUAUAUUAUCUUAGAUGCCUUUUGAAUAUAGUACGUGGCCCUACAUGUUUUAAAGACAUUCGUACAUUUAACGGGGUUGAGUACAUCACAUUUAGAGAUGCAUGCUAUGCACGGGGUUUGUUAGUUAAUGAUAAAGAAUACAUGGAUGCGAUUGACGAAGCAAGUCAUUGGUCAUCAGCUCAUUCGAUGCGGAAAAUUUUCGUGACAUUGUUGAUCACCAAUUCAUUGAAUAGACCGGAGAAUGUUUGGAAUGAAGUAUGGCACCAUCUAGCGGAAGAUGCACAAUUCAACCAACGUAGGUUGCUUCAAAAACCAGAUCUUAUCUUUAGUGAUGAUGAGAAGAAGAACAUUGCUCUGAUUGAGUUGGAAAAGUUGCUACAGAUGCACAAUAAAUCAUUGAAAGAGUUUUCACCUAUGCCUUUUCCAGAUUUGGAGCAAUCAACGUUAAAUGGGAACCGUUUAUUACUUGAGGAGUUAUCGUAUGAUCGUGCAGCCCUUUCUGAAGAGAGUGCUCAAUUGACAAGCAGAUUAACUGAUGAAUAG
This is a messenger RNA of Ipomoea nil (Japanese morning glory), 2199 nucleotides long. RefSeq lists its product as uncharacterized. The record is from RefSeq and is a predicted model, not a curated record. The transcript is spliced from 5 exons. NCBI's taxonomy places the organism in Eukaryota, Viridiplantae, Streptophyta, Magnoliopsida, Solanales, Convolvulaceae. Bases 1 to 2199 code for a protein of 732 amino acids.